UACAAGUUAAACGGGCCUAAAAACUAACCCAAUAACAAUGAGAAAAACCCUUAUCAUCGGGUGCAGGGUAGCAAGGUUGCCGACGCCGCCGUAAACCAGACGCAGGAGUAUCCCAACCUCUAAACCUUACUGUUGCCGAACUCUCGCUAUGUCGUCAGUGCCCGUUGUUGAGGCCGCCGAGCCUGAGACCGAGGAGGUUGUUUCCGCUGAGAAGCCUCAGAAGAAGCCCCAGAACGAAGAGGAAGCUAUUGUUGAGGACGUGAAGGAGGAUGAGAAAGAAGACGCCGACGACGACGACGACGACGACGAUGACGAGGAGGAUGACAAGGACGAUGGCGCCCAAGGUGCAAAUGGGAACUCGAAGCAGAGCAGAAGUGAGAAGAAAAGUAGGAAGGCAAUGUUGAAGUUGGGCAUGAAACCUGUUACUGGCGUUAGCAGGGUCACCAUCAAGAGAACCAAAAAUAUACUAUUUUUCAUCUCAAAACCUGAUGUCUUCAAGAGCCCGAAUUCUGAGACUUAUAUCAUAUUUGGUGAGGCCAAGAUGGAGGAUUUGAGCUCUCAGCUGCAGACACAGGCAGCACAGCAGUUCAGAAUGCCAGAUAUGGGAUCAGUGAUGGCAAAUUCAGACACCUCUGCUGCAGCUGCUGGAGCACAGGCAGAUGAGGAAGAAGAAGAAGUUGAUGAGACUGGAGUGGAGCCUAAGGACAUUGAUUUGGUUAUGACACAGGCUGGUGUGUCGAGGAGCAAAGCUGUCAAGGCUCUCAAAGCUCGCAACGGAGACAUUGUUAAUGCUAUUAUGGAGCUCACUACUUAAGUGUGAUAUGCAGUCUUUUGCGUUUUGAGUCUUUCUUUCUGUGGAUGAGUUUUUCAAACCAAUAUUAACAUUUUAGUUUUGUAGUUGAACUGGUUUACCAUUCAUUUGGGUGGCAAAAUUCAGGUUUCAUAAUCAUAUUUUGGACAAUUCUGUAACGGCUCUUGAUUAAUUUCCACGAUUAAUUUCUUAUCGUC
Molecule: messenger RNA, 1008 nt
Organism: Rubroshorea leprosula
Lineage: Eukaryota; Viridiplantae; Streptophyta; Magnoliopsida; Malvales; Dipterocarpaceae
Source: the annotation of a GenBank genome assembly